This is a messenger RNA of Cylicocyclus nassatus, 675 nucleotides long. The record is from the annotation of a GenBank genome assembly. Lineage: Eukaryota; Metazoa; Nematoda; Chromadorea; Rhabditida; Strongylidae.
AUCGGGGCCGCCAGUGGGGCGUGGCCAGAGGUCUGACAGCCAAUAGACAACACGGGAGGAUAAAAGAAGCUUGGUGGAGUUGAGAUCAACGUCAGUCUCUCAAUCUCACACAAUGGCCGCUCGUACCACUCCCGGAGGUAUCGGAUUCGCUGUCCGAGCAAAGCAAGAUUCCAAGUACAAUGAGGAUGAAGGAACGCUUCUACUCGCCUGGAUCAAGGAACUUUCUGGAGAAAAUAUCAGUGUAUCUGGAGAUAGAGAUAACUUCUUGAAGCUGCUCAAGGAUGGAACCCUACUUUGCAAGGCCGCCAAUGGUAUCGAGGCUGGAAUUGUGAAGAAGAUUCAAAAACCGAUCUCUAACUUCGCCUGCAUGGAGAACAUCAAUGCCUUUGUUGAAGCUGCCAAGAAGCUUGGAGUACCCACUGAAGAGACUCUGCGUUACUCUUCUAUCCCUUGGCCGCAUCCUGCAAAAGCAAGGCAAGACGAACCCAUUCAAGUAAAUGAAGAAGUCUUGACAGGAGGAACGAAAAGAUCAGCAAUCACGAUGCCGCCAUUACUUCUGAUGUUACGACUCGUCUCAUAUCUUGUUAUUUUAUGAAGUUUCACGUGUAUCGCUUUUUUGUCUGAUUAAUAAUGACUCUCUAAUGUAAAAUAAAGCACUAUGUCGCGAUCCAGAUG